Messenger RNA from Anopheles cruzii, 1970 nucleotides. RefSeq names its product T-complex protein 1 subunit epsilon (gene CCT5). Gene Ontology annotation, cellular component: chaperonin-containing T-complex. Gene Ontology annotation, biological process: protein folding. Gene Ontology annotation, molecular function: ATP binding; ATP hydrolysis activity; ATP-dependent protein folding chaperone. Bases 40 to 1665 code for a protein of 541 amino acids. The transcript is spliced from 2 exons. The record is from RefSeq and is a predicted model, not a curated record. NCBI's taxonomy places the organism in Eukaryota, Metazoa, Arthropoda, Insecta, Diptera, Culicidae.
GUGCUUGGUGUGAACCGUAAACCGUAAAAUCCGUUCAAGAUGAUGUCCCUUCCGGGAACGUUCGCGUGCGAUGAGUACGGACGUCCGUUCAUCGUGCUGCGGGACCAGGAAAAUCAGAAGCGUCUUACCGGCAAUGAAGCUAUCAAGAGUCACAUCUUGGCAGCGAAGCAAAUCGCAUCGAUCGUCCGCUCUUCGCUCGGGCCGAAAGGUCUGGACAAGAUGAUGGUCAGCGGAGACGGUGAGGUCACGGUUACCAACGAUGGUGCCACGAUCAUGAAGCUGAUGGAUGUGGAGCACGAAAUCGGCAAGCUGAUGGUGCAGCUGAGCCAGUCGCAGGACGAUGAAAUUGGUGACGGUACCACCGGCGUGGUGGUGCUGGCCGGUGCACUGCUUGAGCAAGCCGAGUCCCUGCUCGACCGUGGCAUCCAUCCGAUCCGUAUUGCCGAUGGGUUCGAGCUGGCGGCACAGUGUGCCAUCAAGCACCUUGACUCGAUCGCCGAACAGUUCCCGAUCGCUCUCGACAACAAGGAACCGUUGGUGCGCGUUGCCAUGACGACGCUCGGAAGCAAGAUCGUGAACAAAUGCCACCGUCAGAUGGCCGAGAUUGCCGUCGAUGCGGUGCUAACGGUUGCUGAUCUGGAAAAGAAGGACGUUAAUUUUGAGCUGAUCAAGCUGCAAAAUAAGGUCGGCGGCCGAAUGGAAGAUACCUGUUUGGUGAAGGGCGUGGUAGUGGAUAAGACGAUGAGCCACUCGCAGAUGCCAACGGUGCUGAAGGACGUGAAGUUGGCCAUCCUCACCUGCCCGUUCGAACCGCCGAAGCCGAAGACCAAGCAUAAGCUGGACGUGACUUCGGCCGAUGAUUACCGCAAGCUGCGUGUGUACGAGCAAGAAAAGUUCCUUGAAAUGGUGAAGCAGGUCAAGGAUUCCGGAGCAACCUUGGCCAUCUGCCAGUGGGGUUUCGACGACGAGGCCAACCAUCUGCUGCUGCAGCAGCAACUCCCGGCCGUUCGUUGGGUCGGUGGUCCAGAGAUUGAGCUUAUCGCCAUUGCCACGGGUGGCCGCAUUGUUCCACGUUUCGAGGAGCUGACGCCUGAAAAGCUUGGAACGGCAGGACUAGUUCGCGAACUCAGCUUCGGAACCACCAAGGAUAAGAUGUUGGUGAUCGAGGAGUGCAAGAACACUCGCGCAGUUACGAUCUUGAUUCGCGGUGGCAACCGGAUGGUAACGGAAGAGGCGAAGCGCUCCAUUCACGAUGCACUGUGCGUGGUUCGCUCGCUGGUCCGGGACUCGCGUAUCGUUUACGGAGGUGGAUCGGCCGAAAUCAGCUGCUCGCUGGCCGUGGCACGUGAGGCCGAUCAGCUGUCAACGCUGGAGCAGUACGCUUUCCGGGCUUUCAGCGUUGCCCUCGAGUCGGUUCCGUUGGCACUGGCCGAAAACAGUGGUCUACCGCCAAUCGAAACGCUGUCGGAAGUAAAGGCACGCCAGGUGGCGGAGAACAGCUCGACGUUCGGUGUGGACUGCAUGUUGACCGGCAACGACGACAUGAAGGACCACCACGUUAUUGAAUCAUUGCAUUCGAAGAAGCAACAGAUCAUUCUCGCUACCCAGCUCGUCAAGAUGAUCCUCAAGAUCGACGACGUUAGAACUCCGGCGGACAACAACUAAGCUCGGUUGUUGGCAUUUAAAUGUAUUUUUUGUCUGUGGGGAAGAUUCCUUCUUUGCAACCAAACUCACACAUACAUUCGUAGCGCACACGUCACAUUCAGUUAUUCACAGUGCUCCUUGUGGUGCAACAUCCAUCUCUGCCUUGGGCCUUUCAUUCAUUUCUUGCUUAAAUAAUGUGUCUCCAAUUAUAACCAGAACGCUGCGAGAAUUAAAAAUAACGCUUUGUGCGGAACUUAUUAAUCUACGUGAACGACUUAAAACAUAAGUGCUUUCUAACUCUCAUUUAAAAAAUAAAGAGAUGUUUC